AUGGAAAUUAGUCUCAGUACCAACAAAUUGGUUUCAACACCAACAAAAUUAGGGUUCCGACGAAAGAGUCAAGUCAUAUCAUGUAGGGUUGAUAAUUUCGCCGCCACGGAAAGGGGGAAAACCAAUUUUUAUAAAGUUCUUUCUCUUGAUUCCGAGAAUGUCGGUUUAGCUGAAAUAAAGAAGGCUUAUAGAAGAAUGGUUCUUGAAUAUCAUCCCGACGUUUGCCCUCCUUCAGCAAGGGAAGAAUCGACCCAGCGAUUUCUCGAGCUUCAAAUGGCUUACGAAACUCUUUCGGAUCCGGUUUCUCGUCAAACGUAUGAUUAUGAAUUGGGCUUGGUUAAUCCGGAUCCGAUUUCUCAUCAAAUGUAUGAUUAUGAAAUGGAGUUGGUUAAUCCAAUUGGGUUUGGAUUUGGGAAUUAUAUGACGGACGAAAGGAGACCGAACUUUCAGAGGGAUGUUAAAAAACGAUCAGAGAGUAGUAUGCAGCGGAUGAAAAAUAGGUGCAGGUAG
This is a messenger RNA of Gossypium raimondii (Peruvian cotton), 510 nucleotides long. Its product is annotated as chaperone protein dnaJ 20, chloroplastic. Bases 1 to 510 code for a protein of 169 amino acids. The transcript has a single exon. Gene Ontology annotation, cellular component: chloroplast. Lineage: Eukaryota; Viridiplantae; Streptophyta; Magnoliopsida; Malvales; Malvaceae. The record is from RefSeq and is a predicted model, not a curated record.